GUUCUGGUUUCCAUAAUGUUCAGUUUUGUAAUCGGGUCACUUGAAAGGAAUAUUGAGAGCGAGCUAAACAUGUCUGUAUAAGAACACCUAUGACCGAUAUGAGAAAACAAAAUAAGAACUACUGCAUGACGAAAUGUAUUAUGAAAUAUAUCGCCAUCAAUAUUAUUGCGACCGGUUCAGCUUUGUCAAAUCGUCCUGUUAAGUUUACGUUAGAUCAACGUCCUCCGUUAUCUAUUAAUUGUGAUAAAGCUAUAACUGAACAGGAAUAUGAACAUUCAUUUAAAAAAUCUGAUACUUUUAAUAACAAAGACAAUAAUUAUGUACAUCUAAAUAAUUAUGACGUCAUUAAGUAUAACACUGACGCUAUUGAUGACGAUGCAAAUAGAUUAGUAAAUUUUGAAACAAAUAUUCUAAAUAAUGAUGAACCAUCAAAAUAUGAUGAUAGUGAGACAGUAUUUAAUAAAAAUAAAGAAAAAAGAAGAGAUGAGAAAGAAUCAGCGAAUAUGAAUACGAACUUUACUACAAUUUACUUAGCCGGGUACGAUGAUGAAAUUUUUCAAAUAAAACAAGAGCUUCAAAAUAAAGACACAAGUAAAGAAUUACUUAUUUGUUUUUAUCUGUGCAAUGACUUACAUUAUAAUGAUUUGGGUUGCCUUUAUACUGACAUUAGUAUUCUACAAGAUGUUUUAUGGAAAUACACGCAUUACUUUUGCGUCGAUAAUCAAUUUUUAAAACCUACCUGGUGUUUGGAUGAUAUUAUUACUACAUACAAUUUUCCUAAUCGAAAAGAAAGCAUAGACGAUAACGCUCUUCAAACAAAAAAUAUAAAAAAAGAAGUAUCUGAAGCAGAGCAAGAUAAAAAAGUACAAGAUACUACAAGUAAUAAUCUUAACCAUUUUAAUUGUAAGCCAUUUAAUAUUAGUAAAUAUUAUCCGAAGAUUAUUAACCCUAAUGAAAACGAUCUGAACGGUAGUGAUAUAGAUUUACUUAAGCACAUAUUAAAAGGAGAAAAUAUUACUAGAGAAAAAGACGACAGGAGAUAUCUGAAUCCGAACAAUUAUAGCAAGAAUGGAUGCUUAGAACUUGAUACUGGAAAUACUGUAAAUACAUUAGAAAGAGAACAUAAUCAAAACUGUUCGCCUCUCAAUACAGGUGAUGGAAAUAAUCCUAUCUACACCAACGUAGACUAUAGUGCCGAGCCUAAUAUAAUAUUUGAAACCAUAAAGAACCAAGAUUUCAUAUCAAAUAUAAACCAGGACAAAAAUUAUGAUUAUAAACCUGAAAACUUAAAAGCUGAAACACUUGAAGUCAUUGAAGAUUCAACACAAAAUCUCUCCGACCCAAUUAACAGUACAUCUACCAACGAAGCAAAUAUUUUACAAUAUGGAACUAAUUCAAUAUCACUGAAUAACAUAGCUGCUAAUACAAAAUAUACAAAUAACACAGACGAUGGAAAAUAUAAUGGAACUUUUAACGGAUUUUUAGACGACUUCGUGAAUUUUACAGAGAGUGAAAUUAAUAAACUUGAACCUCCAAGUGUUGAAAUUAUAGCCGAAGAUAAUCCUUUGUAUAACAAAUAUACAGCUAUAGGUACGUAUAAACCUAAGCUAGAUGAAGUUUCCUUAACAGCAAUAUAUAAUUAUGAUCGAACUCCACAAGCAUUGUGUAAUAAUAGCCAAAAUAUUUUUAUACCAUCGAAUUUGAAAGAAGCUGAAGUUACUUUUAGACAACCUGAGUAUUCAGUAAAAAAAUAUCCAAACCAACCCUCAGAUACAACAAAGCGCUCGAACGAAGACCAAACAGAAAAUUUGCUUGAGAAUAAUGCACAAAAUAAACAUCUUAAUAUACUAGUGACCAAUGCACCCUAUAUGUAUAAUUUUAUAAAUAAACAAUCAACUAAUUUAAAAUCACAUAUACGAUGUCAUAUAAACCAUAGUGAUUUGGGUGUAAGCAUAUGCCCAAUUUCAGAUCCUAAAACUAAUAUAGCAUUAGUUCGUUUGCCAUCAACAUAUUUUAAACUCAAUCGCAGAACAGAAGAUUUAUUAACAAGUUUAGUAAAUGAGAAAAAUCCACCGUUAUCCGGACUUGGUAACAAGCAACAUUAUAGUUCUGAAAAAUCGACACUUGAUCUAAUAUUAAGUGAUAAAUUGAAGCUUCCGAUAAAAUUCUCAAUAACAAAAGAAGAAAGAGAGAACAGAGUUCCAAGCUAUCAAAAUUCGGAUGCGAAGAAUGAUCAAAUUAAAAAAGUUGAUGUGAGGAUAUCUCCACAAAUAUGGAGAAAAAGUCCAACAGUUAUAGAGUAUAAUUCUUUACCGAUGGUUUAUUAUCCUGAACCCGAUAAUGGUGUUUUUGCUCAAUCUAAUAAUAAAAUUAAACCUCUUUAUGAGUAUUAUAAGUGUUCAAUAACUCAAGAUACUUUAGAAAAAUUUAAAAAUAAUGUUUAUCUCGAUACCCAAAGAACUAAUAUGAAAGAUCUUAUAAAAUGGAACUAUUUAAAAAACCCACCCUAUAAGAGCAUUGUAAAAAAAAUUACUCAAUCAUUUUCUAAAAAUAUUAAUGAUACUCAGAACAUAGAUUACUCUACAUAUAAUAGCGGUAAAUAUGACAGAGCAGAACCGAUUAUUUCAAAAAUUAAUAUGUUUGAAAGCAAUAAUAAGCCAGUUUCCCAAAUAGAAAGGAAGGUUUUGCCAGUUGAUUCUAAAAUGGAAUAUAGACAAAACCACGAGACUAUUCUCGGUUCUUCAACCUUACCUAAUUUUUAUCCUAUUGAUCCAACUUUACCUUACAAGCCAUUAGUAACAUCUCCGUAUUCAGUAUUAAAAAACAAUAUAGACGUCCCAACUAUAUUAUCUUGGCACUCGCCAUGUACUAUAAACAAAGCAUUAAAAACAAAUUCAUUAGACUUUGAACAAGUUACAUCUGAUCUUUUAAAAACAAAAAAAGGACUCAAUAAAAUACCAAAAACUUCUGCCGCGAUUGAUUUCAUUCCAUCGUCCUAUCCGACCAAAUGUUUUUCAAGCUCAAAUCUCGGCAUGAUCUCAACCGAUCCAAUAUUAUGUCAACUUCAAAAUCAACAAUAUUCGAAUGUUUCUGAAUCUCGAAAAAAUGUUCUACCAAAUUCUAUUUCAUAUGCUAACUCAAAAAAAGUAAAUUUAGUAUCUGAACUGUCUUAUAGUUUGCCAUUAGCAUCAGUUUACGAUAGAUCAAAUAAAAAAAAAUUAAAAUUUCCUGAUUAUGUAACUUCUGUAAUUUCUUCAUUAAAUUUCAAAUCUUUACAGAAAACGUCUAUUAUGUUACCGAAUAAAAAUGAUCUCGGUUUUCCAUUGAAUGUUUUAUCUCCAUUUGGUUUGCCUUUUUCAAGAUCAUAUCCACCGAGAAAGUCUGUACUUAUCGUGUCAUCUUUAUAUGAUUAUAUGGAGAUGUAUGACCUUUUUUCACAAUACAGAUUUCCAUGUACUAAUUCAUUAUUAGUUAAGUCUUUAGAAGAUAAAAUAUAUCCAUAUUAUUACAUCAAACCAAAUAUUAGGUAUAUACCUAAUUAUUUAAAAACUAGUCUAAAGGCACCAAUCAAUAAUACACGAUUAGUAGCGCCAACACCUAGUCCACUUACAACAGGUCUUAGUUCAAAAGGUAUUCCAGAUCAUCUUUCAUCUUUGCCUACAUCAUCGAAUAAAGACUUAAGUUCUACAGUUUUUCCAUUUCCUAUGUCAUCAUUGCCUAUUUCGUCAAAUAAAGUACUACCCACAAAUAGUCUUCCAAUCCCUAUUUCAACUAGGCCUAAUUUAUCGACUUUGGAACGUGGACGAAUAUCUUUUCCAGCACCAGUUCAAUCUUCACCUAUUUAUUCAAAUAUUGAUCGAAGACUAAACGAUUAUUCAAUUCCUAAUUCAUCUUUGCAACCUUCAUCAAACGUUAGUUCGAAACUAUUUCAUCCACCCAUUUCAUUUUUCACUUCACCGUGUACAGAUUUCAAAUCAAAAGGUACGCCAUUUCAUCCGAUACCUUUACCUAUUUUGAUGAAUAAAGAAAUAGGUACAAAUAGUGUUCCAAUUCCUAUUGCAUCUUUAUCAACUUCAUCUUGGCCUAUUUCAUCGACUAUAGAUCGUGGGCCAAAAACUAUUUCAGCUCCUAUUAAAUUCUUGCCAGUUCCAUCGAAGCUAGAUUUACGUCCAAAGGGUUUUCCACUACCUACAUCAUCUUUACCUAUUUCGUCAAAUAAAGAACUAGGUACAUUAUUUCCACUUCCUAUUUCAUCUUUACCAGUUUCAUCUUGCCUUAUUUCGCCACCUUCACAACCUAGACCAAAAAAUUUUGUAGCUCCUUUUCACUUUUUGCCUAUUUCAUUCACAACAGAUUAUCGUUCAAAAGGUUUUCCUUCUUCCACUUCAUCUUUGCCUAUUACAUCGAAGCUAGAUCAAAAUUUAAAAGGUCCUAUUCAUUCUUUGCCGAUUACAUCAAAUGAAGAUUUUAAUUUAAAAAGUCUCCCAGCUUCUUCGUUUUUGCCUGUUUCAUCAAAUAAAGAUUCAAGUUCAAAGAGUUUUCUAUUUUUUAUGCCAUCUUUACCUAUUACGUCAAAUAAAAAAGAGGGUACAAAAAGACUGCCAAUUCCUAUUUCUUCUUUAACCAUUUCAUCGGCAAUAGAUCGUGGACCAGAAACUUUUCCUAUGUCUAUUCAAUCCUUGCCUUGCUCGAAUCUAAAUCGAAGCAUAAAAGGCAGUUUUCCUAAUAUUUCAUCUUCUAUUUCACCGUCUUCAUACUGUAAAACUUUGCCGUUUUUAUCAAAUCUUGGUCUUUGUUUAAAAAGUUUUCCAGCUCCCAUUUACUCUUUAUCUUUUUCUUCGCCCCAGGAGGUUAUACCGAAAACUAUUACUUCUCCUGUUUUAAAUAGUUAUCAAUUUCCACUGUCAUCUUUACCUAUUUUAUCAAAUAAAGAAGUAGAUACAAAAAGUCCUCCAACUCCAGUUUCAUCUCCCUAUCCUUUUGUAUCAACUUUAGAAAUUAAACCAAAAAUUCAUCGAAAACCUAUUCUAUCUUUGCCUAUUUCAUCGAACAAAGAUUUAAAUUUGAAAGGUUUUUCAACUCCUGUGUUAUCUUUGCCUAUUUCUUCUCCCCUGAAAGCUGUAGCGAAAAGUAUUACCUCUCGUGUUUUAUCAUUGCCUUUUAUGCCCACUAUAGCCAAAAACAAUAUAUUGGAAUAUGCAAAGAUGAAUAAGUCAUCUUUGCAUAUUCCAUCUACUUUAGAAAUUGGAUCAAAAAGCUUCCUUCAAUCUGUUCCUUCUUUUCCAAGUUCUUCAGAUAUUGAAUUUCAACCACGAUACAUAACACCUUCUUUUUUACCUUUACCAGUUUCAUCCAAUUUAGAAUUUCAACCAAAAUAUCUUUCAGAGCAUAUUCAAUCAUUGCCAUAUUUGUCAAAUUCAUCAAAUGUAGACCUAAACUCAAAAGUUUUUCAAUCUCCUGUUUCAUAUUUGCCAUUUUCAUUGAAUAAAGAUUUUAGUUUAAAGGAUUUUUCACCGACUAAUUUAUCUCGGCCUGUUACAACUCCAGAAAAAGUUUUUGCAGCGCCUAUUCAAGAUUUUCCUAUUGCGUUGAAUUUAUAUCUUAAUUCAAAAGGUUUCUCGCCUUCUAUUUUAUCGACUUCAGAACAUAAGCCAAAAACUUUUCCAAAACCUUAUCAAGUCUUACCUGUUUCAUUGAACAUCAAUCCUUGUUUAAAAGAUUUACCAAUUCCUAUUAUAUGUGAUACUAUUCCAUCGACUUCAGAAAUUAAAUCAAAAAGUUUUCAUCCUCUUCCAUCUUUACCGUUUUCAUCAGCUAUAAAAUUUCAACUAAAAUCAAUUCCACGACACAUACAAUCUUCGCCUAUUUCACCCAAUAAAGGUCUUAAUUUAAAAUAUUUUUUACCGACUAAAUUAUCUUGGCUUUUUCCUUCGACUCUAAAUAUUAUGCCAAAAACUCUUACAACCCUUAAUCAAUCUAUGCCUAUUCUAUCGAAUAAUAUUAAUUGGAAAGAAUUUCCAUAUUGUAUUUCACUUUCGCCAACUUCAUCCCCUUUAGAAUUCAAGCCAAACAUUCUUCCAGGACCUAAUUCGUCGAAUGUACACCCUUGUUUAAAAGGUUAUUCGUGUCCUGUUUCACCUUUGCCUGUUGUAUCGAAUCAAAAUCUUAAUUUAAAAAGUUUCCGAAAACAUAUUUCACCUCAUUUUACUUUGCCUAUGUUAAAAAGCAUCGGUUCUAUAAGUUCUUUUAAUUUAUCAAACGCCUCAACAUUACAAGAACCAUAUCAAACUGAAAAAAAUCAACCAAUAUUAGCUGAAAUUAGAAGCUAUUCACAAAAUGACAUGUACGAUACACGUAGGAAUAUUUCAUAUUUUACUAACUUUAGACCUACAUCUACACCUACAUCUCAAGAAGUAAAUUUAGUGGACCCAGCUUCUUAUCAAAUCAUUUCAAAUAAACCACUUUAUCAACCUUUCAAUCCUAAUUUUUUUUCAAGUAAAGUAAUAAAUGGCGCUCAUUCAAAAGCUCUUAAAACACAAGAUAAUGUAAUUAAUCCAGUACCUUAUUUAUCGAUUUCAAACCAUCGACCAUCUGAAAUAAUUUCGAAUUCUUUUUCCAAUCCAUAUGAACAAAAGACAGUUCAGUAUUAUCCAAAUUUCAAAUCAAUGCCUAAGCCACAAAGUGCAGUUUUGAAUAACGCACUUCCUAAUUCAUUUACUGGUAAUUUACCAUCUGUAUAUCCAUUCAAAGCUAAACCCAAAACCAUUUUUCCAUUUAACGAGCCAAAAAUACAAUCGAAAACAUAUUCGUAUAUUCCAUUUCAAUCAGAUCAAGAAAUUGAAAAAUUGCCAUUAAUAAAUAACGCAGUUUAUCUUGAUUCUCAAAGCCCGAAGUCUACCCUAAAUUAUCACACACACAACCCACAAUCACGCUCAAAUUUAUUACAAAAUUCAUCAAGUCAGAGUAAAUUAAAAUCUAUUUACUUACCCACAAGAUCUAAUUUAAAUAACCUCCAUCCUUCCUUUAAAUCAACAAUCACAACUGUCCCAAUAUCACAUUCAGUCACGGAGGAAGAUAGAAUAUAUACAACUUGUAAUUUACAAAAAUACUUAUCUCAUACUCAACACGAUUUACAACCAAUCUUAGGUACUACUGAAUAUCCAUCAGAUAUAUACACGCCAACAUUUGCUUCAAAGUUUGAACCAAUAGAUUCUAAAACGAAAUUGACAUCAACAUUACAAAGCUUGUUACCAGCACCGUCACAUUAUAAAGAAAAAUUAAUAAAAUUUUCACCUUACAAAUCUAAGCUCCCCAUUCAAUCUUCUAAUGAAGAAUUUAUCCCAGAAUCUCUAUCCUAUCGAAACACUCAAACAAAAUUUGAUAGAAAAUAUCCUCAAUAUCCUACAGAAAUUAACAGUCCAAUUCAACGCAAUCUACACCGAAUUACUGAUACAGAAGUCUCAAAAUCCUUUAACAAAAUAGAACAUAUAUAUCCAAAAUCAUCAUCUUGUUGUGUACAUGAAAAUUUUCGCAAUAAAAAUAAUUCAAUAAAUCAAACAUUAAAUCAUUAUAUCAAUAAAUAUGGUGUUAUAAUACCUAUCGAUAUAAUUAAAUACGAACCGAACAAUUUGAACAAAUUCAAUAUUAAAAGUAAUAAUCCGGACAUUGAACUGAAAGCUUGGAUAUCUAAACUGAAAUUCUUAAAACCAAAAAUUGUUCUAGACGAAGUUGAAUAUACAGCAAUUAAUUUUAUACCAAUUGUCAAGGAUAUCGCACGAUACACACCUGAAAUUAUUCAAGAUACGGUUAAGAGUUACGUUCAGAAAUAUUACGGUAAGCCGAUUGUUUUAAAACGAAUAUACAGUUUUUGUCAACACUACGACAUUGAUGUAACAAAGAAGACGGGCACAAUUUAUAUAAUAUGCAACAAUGUAUGGCCUACACACGAGGAUAGUUGA
Molecule: messenger RNA, 7958 nt
Organism: Nymphalis io (European peacock)
Lineage: Eukaryota; Metazoa; Arthropoda; Insecta; Lepidoptera; Nymphalidae
Product: mucin-17-like
Exons: 5
Coding region: 90-7958 (2622 amino acids)
Source: RefSeq, a predicted model, not a curated record